AAAAAAAAAUCGAUGGAGCGGCGGACAUUCCUCAAAACCGAAGCCACCGGACAUCCCAUGGGAAACGCGAGAGGGUUCGCCGGUUCGGGUUAAAACCGGGCGACGCGCGGUCUGGCAGCUUCAGAGUUCAGACGCCUCGCGCAACAGCCCCCAGUCGCCCGUCUCCCGCCGCGUCCGGCUGCGGCAACUCGACCAGCGCCGGUCACCAUGAGGACUAGUUGAUUUGCUUAUGUAUUUUUGUGGGCUAGCCAGCCUAACAGUUAGUACCAGAUCAGUUAUUAUUUUAUUAUUUUUAGGGGAAAUGGAAAAAAAAUAUUCCCUUGAGAAAGCGGAUAGGAGAAACUGCGGAUCAUCAAAAUGAGAAACAAAUCUGAGAAAGCCAUCAGCAAGUUAGGGGCAAAUGGGCCAACACUGGCGAUACACCAUAGAGACUACCUCAAGGCGUCUUGCUGAUAGGAAAAUAGCACGAUUUGAGAAGAAUAUCACAAAGAGGGGUGCUGUUCCUGAGACAGUCAAGAAAGGAAAUGAUUAUCCUGUUGGACCCAUUUUGCUUGGGUUUUUCGUCUUUGUUGUUGUUGGAUCAUCUCUCUUUCAGAUCAUCAGGACAGCCACAAGUGCUGGUAUAUUCUGAGGAGGAUGGUUGUUCGCUUAUAGAUUCUCUUUAAUGUUCAGUAAUAGGGUUGAUAUAUGUCGUUGGUCACUUGGAAAAGAGAAGUGUACGGUGUAGCUGCAACUCUAUGAUGUUACCUUCUAAUAUUGCAAUGUGGAGAAUUUGUGUUA
Molecule: messenger RNA, 780 nt
Organism: Phragmites australis (common reed)
Lineage: Eukaryota; Viridiplantae; Streptophyta; Magnoliopsida; Poales; Poaceae
Exons: 4
Coding region: 401-631 (76 amino acids)
Biological process (GO): endoplasmic reticulum unfolded protein response
Cellular component (GO): endoplasmic reticulum
Source: RefSeq, a predicted model, not a curated record